AGCACAAACUAACUCCUCCUCUGCAUUCUAAUCAAGCUUCCCUCUUCCUUCCACUUCAGCAAGCAAACUAACAUAUCUGCACAUUCCUCGUCGACUGAUGCAGAGAGAAAGACAGACCUACAUUUAUUCGAACCAUGCAUUAUUUCCAAUAGAUAGGAUAUCCAUUUUAAAUCUGUCGGUGAACAUGUGCUUGUCUGAUGAACGCUAACUUUACUUCGGGGAUUCGAAUCAUUCGAACACAAAACUUGCAUAGGAACUCCCGUACAACAGACAGGAAUCCGGUGGAAACUUGAUCGCAGAAACUUUUUAAUCUCCGGUGCGCGUUUUCAAUGCAUGCAGCUACGGCGCAGAACCUUUCAGAAUUCGUUUUUAGUCUAACUUAGAUCUCCUGUAGAGCGAGAUCCAAACAGAGGCACAUCUAUGGAUCUUAAGGGAUGAAUUUGCGAUCGUUUAUGAGUUUCGCUCGUUGUGGUUUGUUUUGCAGUUUGCUACCUCCGAAACUUGCAGGGAAGAAGAUUGAGGCUGCAUUAUUCGAGACCCAGACGGAGCAUAAACACAACUGCCAAGAGGACGGGCAGCGCGUACUUUACGAAGUUGCUAUAUUCGGUUAAUGCUAUAUUUCACUCAGUAUUUAUUUGCAACAGAAAGGUAUCUGGUGGAUUAAUGGGAAGUUUGUCAUGUUUUAGCCGUGGAAAGUGGGAGAUGUUUUUAUUAUGCGUUUUAAACUGAAGAUCUGAAACCGUGGGAACGGACAAAAACUGUUUUGGGCUUAUUCUAGUGUGAGCAAAGCGGACAGCACUAUUUCCUUUAGUUGAACAGCAACAAACCAGUGGAUUGUACAACACAGGCAUUGGCUCGUUUUUUAUUGUUUUCGAGGGAAAUAUAGUAGGAUAAUUUUACUUGCAAAAUGCCACAACUUAACGGAGGCGGUGGAGAUGACUUGGGGGCCAACGAUGAAAUGAUCUCCUUCAAAGACGAAGGGGAACAAGAAGAAAAAAUAUCCGAAAACGUCUCAGCCGAGAGGGAUUUGGACGAUGUGAAAUCCUCUUUAGUGAACGAGUCGGAAAACAACAGCAGUUCUUCUGAUUCUGAGCAAGCAGAGAGGCGUCCCCAGCCAAGACCUGACUCAGAAAGUUACGAGAAAACCAGGGAUUACUUUAGCGAAGCAUUAAGAAGACAGCAAGAUGGCUUUUUUAAGAGUCCCCAUUAUCCUGGUUAUCCGUUUCUUAUGAUCCCAGAUCUUACCAACCCCUACCUAUCCAACGGGUCUCUUUCCCCCAGCGCCAGAACGUACCUGCAGAUGAAAUGGCCGCUGCUGGACGUUCCAGGAACAGCCGGUCUGAAGGACUCCAGAUCGCCCACUCCAGGACACCUGUCCAACAAGGUCCCCGUUGUGCAGCACGCCCACCACGUGCAUCCGCUGACCCCCCUCAUCACCUACAGCAACGAACGCUUCUCCCCCGGGACCCCCCCUUCGCACCUGUCCCCGGAGAUCCUCGACCCAAAGACAGGCAUCCCGCGGACGCCCCACCCCUCGGAGCUGUCGCCGUACUACCCCCUCUCUCCAGGCGCCGUCGGGCAGAUCCCACACCCCUUGGGCUGGCUGGUUCCACAGCAGGGCCAGCACAUGUACUCCAUCCCUCCGGGGGGGUUCCGCCACCCCUAUCCUGCGCUCGCCAUGAAUGCGUCCAUGUCCAGCCUGGUGUCCAGCCGGUUUUCGCCACACAUGGUGCCCCACCACCCCCACGGGCUGCACCAGACCGGCAUCCCUCACCCUGCCAUCGUCUCGCCUGCCAUCAAGCAGGAGCCCAACAACGACGGCGGCGGCGGCUCCAUCGUGCACUCGAAGUCCCCAGGACCGGCCAAGAAGGAGGAAGACAAGAGGCCCCACAUCAAGAAGCCACUGAACGCCUUCAUGCUGUACAUGAAGGAGAUGCGGGCCAAGGUGGUGGCUGAGUGCACCCUGAAGGAGAGUGCCGCCAUCAACCAGAUCCUGGGCAGGAGGUGGCACUCGCUAUCGCGCGAGGAGCAGGCCAAGUACUACGAGCUGGCAAGGAAGGAGAGGCAGCUGCAUUCCCAGCUAUACCCCGGCUGGUCGGCACGAGAUAACUACGGAAAGAGGAAAAAGAGGAAGAGGGACAAUAAGACUGAUUCCACGCCAGAAGACUUCUCCUCGCGGAAUAAGAAGCAAUGCGUGCAGUACCUUCCGUCCGAGAAGAUGUGCGACAGCCCCGCCUCCUCUCACGGCAGCAUGCUGGACUCCCCGGCCACGCCCUCGGCCGCCCUGGCCUCCCCGGCCGCGCCUGCCGCCACCCACUCGGAGCAGGCCCAGCCCCUGUCCCUCACCACCAAGCCCGAGGGUCGCUCACACCACCACUUCCCCCUGCCGGGCAAACCUUCUGGAUCCUCUUCCUCCUCCUCCACAUCUUCCGCCUCCUCCCAGCCCAGCAUCUCCCUUUCCAUUGGCUCCUCGGGCAGCCAGUCUGCGCCGAUUCUCUCUCGGCCAAUCCCCUUCACCUCCCUGCACCCUUCCAUGCUGUCCCCGCCCACCUCUUUCCAUCAGGCAGCUCUGCAUUCCCAUCAUGCUUUGUUCCAAUCGCAGCCACUGUCCUUGGUUACCAAAUCAACUGACUAAGUAAAAAUGAGCAAUUCUCUCUUUUUUUUCUUUCUAUUAUGCUGUAUAUUGCUUUUUACCUUUUAUAGAUAUUAGAUCAAGUUUUUUUAAAUGAUGAAAAGGAAAAAAAAAUAUUAUUGGUCAAUAUUUGACCACCACCUCUUUUUUGCUUCUCUCUAUGAAACAAAAUGUAUUUUUUUGUAAAGUUUACUGCAGAACUGGUUUCUUUUCUCAAUGCAUUUAUCCAAUGUGCUACUUGUAUAAAAGAACAAAUGUAUAAAAGGUUUCUUUUUAAAAAACAAAACAAAAAAACCCUCUGUCUUUUUAGUUUAAAUACCUCUUUUAAUGUUAGUUUGACAUUUUAUUUCCAGUACUGGCCAACCUUCUUUAUCCCCAAGAACUACCCCCCACCCUCCUCAAUCUUAAGUGUGAGACUUCCCUUGAGAUAUGAUAAAUAAACCUUAAAAUUGUUUCUUAAAA
Anguilla rostrata (American eel) is the source of this 3094-nucleotide messenger RNA. It is a transcript of the gene tcf7l1b, whose product is annotated as transcription factor 7 like 1b. Gene Ontology annotation, cellular component: chromatin; beta-catenin-TCF complex. Gene Ontology annotation, molecular function: RNA polymerase II cis-regulatory region sequence-specific DNA binding; DNA-binding transcription factor activity, RNA polymerase II-specific. Gene Ontology annotation, biological process: regulation of transcription by RNA polymerase II; generation of neurons; canonical Wnt signaling pathway. NCBI's taxonomy places the organism in Eukaryota, Metazoa, Chordata, Actinopteri, Anguilliformes, Anguillidae. The transcript is spliced from 12 exons. The record is from RefSeq and is a predicted model, not a curated record. The coding region runs from base 908 to 2635 and encodes 575 amino acids.